CAUGAUCUAAUCCAAACCUCAUCUCCACCACCAAAUACUCUUUUGCCAUAUGCAAUGGCCGUGCUGCCGGUCGCGUAAGGUCAGGCCACUGAAAUAAGCUAGAACGAGGCAUAGGCAACACAGAUCGAGCUGCCUCGGAGCUCUUUUCAGCGCAGCAUCUGGCUCGACCACAGCGGAAGCGAAAAAAACAAACGUCGUCUCAAGCCCGAUAGCGUCAUAACUCACAUCAUUCUCGAUGUCCUCAGUCACUGUUGGCCAGUCUGCCCGGGUCGGGCUGCCGAGGCUGGGCAGCCAGUUUUUGCGAACCAGCAUGUCGACCAGACGCAAUCUAUCGUCCUACUUGGUCACGCCCAAAGAGCUUCACGAGGCCCUGAAGAAGAACCCCCCCUCUCCGAUUAGCCCCGAUGCUCGAGUGAUUCCCCUAUGCGCCGCAUGGUUCCUCCCCAAUGAUGAACGGACCGGUAUCCAAGCCUUCCGCGAGCAGCGCAUCCCAAAGGCGCGCUUCUUUGACCUGGACAAGGCCAUCGACAAGCGCAGCCCAUACCCUCACAUGCUACCAGAUGGCAAAGGUUUUGCCGCGGCUAUGAGCGAAUUGGGCAUUCGACGAGAGGACGUGGUUGUUGUCUACGACACGAAAGAGCUUGGCAUCUUUAGCGCCCCUCGUGUGGCAUGGACGUUUAGGAUAUUUGGCCAUCCCAAGGUUCACAUCCUCAACAACUUCAAGCAGUGGGUUGCUGAGGGGUACCCCACCGAGUCCGGAGAACUAUACAAUGUCGAGUGCAAUCCAUAUCCUAUUCCAGAGCUUGCAUCAGAGAGAGUUGUUAGCUUCGAAGAGGCUAGAGAGGUGGCUUUGGACUCCAACAAGGAGGGAGCAGAAGGAAUUCAGGUCUUGGACGCUAGGCCCAGUGGCCGCUUUACAGGCAAAGACCCAGAGCCUCGCGAGGGCCUAUCCUCGGGACACAUGCCAGGAUCGAUCAACGUGCCUUUCAGUGCUGUCCUGGAUCCUGAGACCAAAAUGUUUCUGCCCGCGGAUCAGCUGAAGAAGGUAUUCGAGGAGAAGGGAGUCGACGCUAAUAAGCCCAUCAUCUCUACCUGCGGAACUGGUGUGACUGCAUGCGCCAUUGACACUGCCUUGGAAGUAGCAGGAUUUCCCAACUCUAGAAAAGUUUAUGAUGGUGGUUGGACUGAAUGGGCUCAACGGGUUCAGCCGUCGGAGAAUUUGAUCCGCAAGUCGGAGUAGGGGCAACUUUUGUUUGUGCAGCUUGCUGUCGCUUUAUUCGAGCCACGAUACCCUCCCUUUUCUGUUUAUGAUUACUAUGCCCUUGGGCCAUGUACGAAUAUUGAAUAACGGAUAGCAUUCAGCUUUCGUGGUUUUCUUCUCUUGCUUUGGUGCGAUAUCGUGGUCUCAGCUAUCUCAACUUACAUGCGGAUUCUGGUGAAAAAAAAGAAAAGACACUCUCCAAAGAGAAUCAGGGAGCUCCCAGUUAUCCAUUUGACCAUUUUCAGUGCUGGCACUAUUAGACUCGGCUGAGUCCUGUUCAGUUCCUUUCCUCAACCCCAAGUUUCAAAGAGCAUACAGCCACCCAUUGACGCUAAGAACGCGCUGGCUCACCUAGGUGAGCCUCUUUUGACUUACUCAGCUGCUCGGUGAAGCGCUCCCAAAAUAGACCCACCCUGUUCUCGCCUAACAAUUGAGGCAGCGACCCACAAGUUGGCUCUGUUAGGGCUCGCCUAACCCAGUCCACACCCGUAAAAUUCCCAGACGGUGCUAGACCCCGCCAGCGAAAAAGUUCCCCAGUAUCGAGGGCCACAACUCAGCGAAAAACAACAUCAGGGCCGCUCCAGCGCAUCGUCUAUCCCGACCAACUCCCUCGCCGCAACAAACAACAAACCCAUAAUUCACAAUGGCUGAUCGCGGCGGUGCUCGUGGCGGUGGUUUCGCUUCCCGCGGUGGUGACCGUGGUCGUGGUGGUGAUCGUGGCCGUGGUCGUGGCCGUGGCCGUGGACGUCGUGGCGGCAAGAGCGAGGAGAAGGAGUGGCAGCCCGUCACCAAGCUGGGCCGUCUUGUCAAGGCUGGCAAGAUCACCAGCAUGGAGGAGAUCUACCUGCACUCCCUGCCCAUCAAGGAGUACCAGAUUGUCGACCAGUUCCUCCCCAAGCUGAAGGAUGAGGUCAUGAAGAUCAAGCCCGUCCAGAAGCAGACCCGUGCCGGUCAGCGAACCCGAUUCAAGGCCAUCGUCAUCAUUGGUGACUCCGAGGGCCACGUCGGUCUCGGAAUCAAGACCUCCAAGGAAGUCGCCACUGCCAUCCGUGCCGCCAUCAUCAUCGCCAAGCUGAGCGUCAUCCCCGUCCGAAGAGGUUACUGGGGUACCAACCUUGGUCAGCCUCACUCCCUGCCCUGCAAGGAGUCUGGCAAGUGCGGUUCCGUCACUGUCCGACUUAUCCCUGCCCCCCGUGGUACCGGCAUUGUCGCCUCCCCCGCUGUCAAGCGAUUCCUCCAGCUCGCCGGUGUCGAGGAUGCCUACAGUUCAUCCGCCGGUUCCACCAAGACCCUCGAGAACACCCUCAAGGCCACCUUCACCGCCGUUUCCAACACCUACGGCUUCCUGACCCCCAACCUGUGGAAGGAGACCAAGCUGAUCAGAUCUCCUCUGGAGGAGUUCUCCGACACCCUGAGGGAAGGCAAGCGAUACUAAGAGAAGAAACGGAAGGCGUGUGUAGUGGUGAGGAGGACUGGAAACGGUGCGCGGAGUCACGAUACAACUUGUGUUUCAUUGCAUGGUUCGGCCGGUUAAGGACUUUGGUUCGGACAUGAGCGUCAUGAGGAUAUAAAAAAUGGCCAUGAUCUGAAGUGAAGAAAUUAAAAAAUUUCAACUGGCGUUCUUUCAUUUAAAUUUUCGUCUGGAUGUGCCCAUUGGUGACUUGUUUUGAAAUUCUCGUUUCUUUCCUUGAACAUGAAGACGCGGUAUAUUCGUCUUCUUUUGAACUAGAACGAUCAUAUAUUGAACAAGUUAUUAAUAGGAAUCAUCUAAUUGCCCA
Messenger RNA from Trichoderma atroviride IMI 206040, 3039 nucleotides. The record is from RefSeq and is a predicted model, not a curated record. NCBI's taxonomy places the organism in Eukaryota, Fungi, Ascomycota, Sordariomycetes, Hypocreales, Hypocreaceae.